UGAAGCCGGGUCUCUUCCUGGUCGAUGUGGACAGAGGGAGCCGCUGGGUGAGGUCUGUUGUUGGAACUGAGGGGAAAUAAUGGAGAAACCCCCGAAAAGUUGAGAGCGAGAAGCCGCGGGACUCGUAGCGUUAGCGCGUCUCCGAAAAACACCCGAACGGAGCUUGACGUGGACCCCGCUUCCACACCCCGACUGUCCCACUAGCUGCCCAUGUAUUGCUAGCUGCUAACGCUACACGCCGAGGCACCUGUCUCCAGCCUCUUUGUUUGAGCCACGUCGGCGGCUUCACGUCCUCUUGUUGUCAGUCCCCUGAACUCGGUGGGACAGAUAUCAGCUGUUCUGCUCCUGUCCCCCCCCCCCCCCCCCGUCCCCGCCGUCCUCCCUGCCCCGCCGGCCGGAUCCGGACAAAGAAGAUGGACUGAUUCCUUGCCUCCGUCCGGAAAUGCCUGACACGAACCCUGUACGCGCCCCUUUGGAUCUUAUUAAUAAACCCGGAUACCCCCGACAGUAAGGCAUGGCGUCCUCUAAAGCAAAGGUAGGAGUCCACAGUGAGACCACCCCCCUGAAAGACAGUAAAAGCGGCAGCAUCAGUCCACCUGGAGAAGCGGUUCCCAACCACCGGAUAUACAGCCUGGAUGACCUGGACACCGUCGCCACAGUCGGCACAGGAACCUUUGGCCGAGUCUUCCUCGUCAAGGACAAGAAGAGCAGGGCCUUCUAUGCCCUGAAGCAGAUGAAGAUCCCUGACGUGAUCCGACUGAAGCAGGAGCAGCACGUCCACAAUGAGAAGGAGGUGCUGACAGAGGUCAACCACCCAUUCCUCAUCAGACUGUUCUGGACCCACCAUGAUGAGCGUUUCCUCUACAUGCUGAUGGACUAUGUGCCAGGAGGUGAACUGUUCAGCUACUUACGCAGCCGCGGGCGCUUCAGCAACAACACAGGCCUCUUCUAUACUUCUGAGAUAGUUUGCGCCAUUGAGUACCUCCACUCCAAAGAAAUCGUCUACCGUGACCUGAAGCCUGAGAACAUCCUGCUGGACAGCGAAGGGCACAUGCGCCUGACCGACUUCGGGUUCGCAAAGAAGCUCUCUGACAGGACCUGGACUCUGUGUGGAACUCCGGAGUACCUGGCCCCUGAAGUCAUCCAAAGCAAAGGUCAUGGCCGAGCAGUGGACUGGUGGGCCCUGGGCAUCCUCAUCUUUGAAAUGCUGGCUGGGUACCCGCCUUUCUUUGAUGACAACCCAUUUGGAAUCUACCAGAAAAUUCUGGCCGGAAAACUGGAAUUUCCUCGCCAUCUGGAUUUCUACGUCAAAGACCUCAUCAAGAAAUUUCUGGUCAUUGAUAGAGCCAGACGGCUAGGCAACAUGAAGAAUGGAGCAGAUGAUGUGAAGAAGCACCGCUGGUUCAAAGCAAUUGACUGGGAGGCAGUUCCUCUAAGGAAACUGAAGCCACCUAUAGUGCCUAAAGUUUCCCAUGAGGGGGACACCUCCAACUUUGACGUUUACCCAGAGGACGACUGGAAGAAAGACCCCCCUGUGCCUCCGAAGGACUUGGAGAUCUUCAAGAACUUUUGAUCAGUCUGCCUGGUUUAUUUAUUCGUGGGAUAUCCUGAGAAUGACCCAACAUAUUCUGAACGUACUGUUGCAGGGAGUCACAUUUGAUCUGUAAUAAUGACCUCCCUACCUACCAACUCCAAAUGAUUGAUGCUGUGACCCGUAUCAUACCACGGAGAUGAUUUGCUUUUUAAAUGUUUAUUUAUGUGACCUAAGUCAAACUUUUGCUGUUUUUAAAUUUUUUUAUCAUUUUAUUUCUGAGCCUGCUCAUAUGCAAAAAGUGUGGUUCAGUGGAAACCAAAAGACUGUUACUUCCGAGGUGGAAAAAAGAGAAUAAUCAGGUCUUUUUUUAUAUUGUUUUUAUAUUUUCUCUCUUUCUCAAAUGUCAGCUGGCAAGUGGUUGCUAAUGUGCAGUUUGGGACUUACUGUACUGUGUGUAGUCACGAGUAAGACACUUUAUUUGAAAAUGCGUGACCAGUAGCACUUGUAAAAAGGUGCCUUACAUCACAGUUUAUCGGGCAUGAUGUCUUGCAAUUCCCUAAAUUUCACAAGAAAUCUUCUGGCAGUACUAAUGGAAAUUGAAUCAUGGGACUGUCAGCACACGCGUGGUGUGUUGCUGAAUGUGCCGUCUCGUCUUCCACUGUAAAGUCUUAUAUCUCCCACCUCUGCUAUUUCCUGUCGCACCUCGAAAAACAGCUUUAUUCACAGUCCGGACUUUCUUAUCACAAUAGCCAUGUGAAUUUAAAGGUGCUGGGACGUGGGGCCCUUGACAUCUAAUUAGUCCACCGAGUCAGUUUUCAUCCACAUGUCAGUGUAUCAUGUAGUCGAGGCUUAAAGCAUAUUUAUAUAGUUAUAUUUCAGGACAUUAAUGGCCUUUGAAAUAAACUGCAUACUGAUCUCUCUGUUUGAUAGGCUGCCAUUGAACUUGCUGGUGAGGGAGGGAUGUUUCAGGUACAGGGAACGCCAGUCUUAUACUGAGGGCAUUUUGGCACAGUACUGCUCUGUGGUUACUCAGCCCUCCGGGGAAAUGGUUGAAGCACAACAGAUACGGCAAGGUCAAGGGGUUAAGCACAAAGAAGCAGCUCGAUUCAGCAGGAGUCAACACUUGAAACGGUUCUGUGUGUAUUGCAUGUUUACUCUUAACAAUGCUCGUUAAACUGUUCAGCAGGCACCCGAACACUGUAUCACUCUUUA
Messenger RNA from Platichthys flesus (European flounder), 2746 nucleotides. RefSeq names its product protein kinase X-linked (gene prkx). Bases 515 to 1573 code for a protein of 352 amino acids. The transcript is spliced from 8 exons. The record is from RefSeq and is a predicted model, not a curated record. Gene Ontology annotation, biological process: protein phosphorylation. Gene Ontology annotation, molecular function: ATP binding; protein serine/threonine kinase activity. NCBI's taxonomy places the organism in Eukaryota, Metazoa, Chordata, Actinopteri, Pleuronectiformes, Pleuronectidae.